Molecule: messenger RNA, 5380 nt
Organism: Sitodiplosis mosellana (orange wheat blossom midge)
Lineage: Eukaryota; Metazoa; Arthropoda; Insecta; Diptera; Cecidomyiidae
Exons: 5
Coding region: 1043-3187 (714 amino acids)
Source: RefSeq, a predicted model, not a curated record
AAGAAAUGUGUGCGCACUCUAACUCUGUUGCCUAUUAUGGUUUAUACACACAUAUAAAGAGUUGAGUGUGUAUUGUCUUAUUCUUUUCUUUGUGUUUCUUUCUUUGUAUAUCCUCUCUAUUGUUUCUUCGUUGUGUACGAGUGCGGUGUAGCGCACUCCGUUGGUGCGCUUAUACUCUCUUCAUGGAGUGGGUUUGUUUGUGCUGCAGCGCAAUAUCGCACUGAGCAUGUUUUAAGCACGCAAACUCAGUGUCCGUGCGGCCGUUGCUCGGUCACUCGGUGCGCUUCAGUCAUCUCUGUUUCAUCUCCAUUUCGUCGAUGUUAGUUUCACAUCAAUUCUUUAAAUUCAGAUCAUCGAACAGGAAGUCAACUCAUUCCUAAUAUACGCUUCAUUUCAUGAAAUAAACAAAUGUUCAACGGAACGAACAUAUUAUUUGUUUAUUUUUCCAGUCCAGCGUUGUGCUGCAUGCGUACAUUCUAUAUUUAGGACGAACACGAUGCCGCCGGUUCGUUGCAAACACAUACAAUAAACCGUUUCACGAAAAAAAAAUUCCAUGCGAAACACCAAAACACAGAUGUGAUUCAGUUGACCACAGUAUGAAUUCAAUGUGUUGUUUUGGCAAGGAACAAUGGCAGUUCACAGUUUUAACGCUGCUACUGUGUCGAUUGCACGAAAAAUGGAUUUAGCCACUGUGGUUUCUGUUUCCGUAUUCAUUUUUAAUGAAAGAUCAGCAAAACUAGUGAUAAUCGUUUGUUCUUUUUCCACCGUAAGACAGUGAGUGUAUACAAUGGGACGAUUUUGUGUGCUAAAAAAGCAAAGACAUGUUUGCGGCGAAUUUUGUUCAUGUUACCGUUGUGAUACAAAACUAACUGGACAUUUGCAAAGUGGCACUGCUAACAUUUUGACACAACGAAAUUAGCGGAUCAUUUGACAGACUCGGUGACAUCGAUGAGUCGAUGUGAAUUUCAUCAUACGACCGCAACGAAACACAACGAAGCGAAUCGAAUUCAGUCAGACGAGUUGCAUUGCCUGCUGAUCCAAAAUGCCGAAGAGAAAGGGUACACCACUUCGCGGUAACCAGCGGAAAAAGAAGAAAAUAGUCAGCAAAACGGGUAUUGAAGGAGAAAUCGGCAUUCUAGCGAUAAAAAUGACAUUGAAGGCUAUCGUUCGACCACAAUAUUAUCAACAAGUGAAAGAUUGGUUCACCCAAAAGUCGAUUGAAUGCACCAAAAUCUGCGCGUUAGCUUCGCUGCUCUUCCUGUACAAAGUUAAGAGUGCCAACGAAAGUAAUAAUGCGGACUUCUUCAGUGGUGAUGGCAACAAGGAAAUUAAGGAUUGUUUUUAUGCAGUUUUACAAAAAAACAAAGAGAAGGAAGAAAUGGUUCCAGAUUUUCGUGAUUUCGUGGAGAAUAUGGAGGCCGAAAACCGAUUCAGUUGGCCGGGUAAUAGCUUCUUCGGAAACCAGAUGCAAUACCUCUACAAGCAAUACACCACGAAUUUGCGCAACAAUUUGGAGAUGCAUGCCGAAAGACGCCUGUACCAAUAUCUCAUAAUGCGUGCGUGGCAAUUUAACGCUGUUUCAACUGGCCCCACAUUACGCAACGAUGAUAUCAAGCGUGCCGUGCAAUGGACCAUCGAUCGGUAUGAUCCCAUCAAAACAACCGACCGACAUUGGGAAGUAAAGUGGGAGAAGCGCCAAUUGCUUCUCGAUAUGAUUGCGGAAAUUGGCGGGCCAGAAGAUAAUGAUGUCGCAAUAUACACAACAUCGGAAGGAACAUGGUUCAAAUCAAUCAACAUGUGGUUGACUAUGCAAAUGGAGGUGGACAAUUUCCACAUUUGGGCUGAGGAAAAUGGCAUUGAAAUUCCGAAGAUCAAAAAUCUCAAAGUCAUUCCGAUUCAUCAGUUCAUGCGACAGCACGUGAAAAUGGAGACGGACGUUCUCAUUCGAAUGAUGUCCGAAAUGCGAUUCAGAUUACAUGGUCUAAUAAUCAAGUACGAAAUUGUGGAGGACCCCAUGACGCAGUGUUGGGAUGAGAUUUUCGAUAUGCCAAAGAUACAUCGCCUGUUGAAAUCAAACAAACGUUUCCGGCCCUACAUUGCCUCGAAUGGUCAAGCGGUAUCCAUUAUGUACGAAGUACCGAAGAGUCACCUGGAUCGUUUAGUAGACGAUGAAAUCGUGCGGAAACGGUAUCGUGAUGGUGUGUACGUAUACGAGAUUGGGAUUGAUCCCGGCAUGCGUACCUGGAACGCGACAGUCAGACGGAAUAUCAAAACUGGCAAAGAGAUCAACUUCACGGUCAGCUCGAAGAGGUACCAUUAUCUGGCCAGGCAGGGUGUUCGGGAUAGGAAGGCAAAGCGAUGGACAAGGCGAUUUGUGGCCGAAGAACAGCAUGACCGUGAACGCUAUCAACGGAUGCCAUCGCCAAAAGGUGAAAAUUGGGGGUCUUACAUCGCACAUCGUUUGACAAUGCUGAAGAAAGGAAUUGAGACGUAUACAACAGAAAAAUACGCCCGUCUGCAAUUUGACAAAUACAUCCAAUCAAACCGUGCAACCGAUAAGAUUGCUAAUUUACUGACAAAUCGCAAACCAUCCAUCAUUCACAUGGGAGCCGUUGAUAUGCCGGCGAAUUCUCCGAUCCGAAUCAAGAAACAUGUUCGUUGUCCAGGCAACCGUAAGUUGGCAGAGAGCUUCAGAAAGAUUCCGAACACCGUCGUGCGACAAGUCAACGAGAACAGAACAUCACAGCUUUGCGGUAGAUGUUUCACCCCGUUCGACAUAGCAACACAACGUGAUCGAAUGAAAGUAUGCGAAUGGUGCCUGCCAGAUAACGAUGAUUGGCCACCAAAUUUGCAGUUACCAACGAAAAUCGUGUCGAAGAAGAGCAAGCGCACGCUGAUAGCGGAUCGACAACGAAUGCGUGAAGCAGUGGAACAGGAUCCAAAUCAAGCUGAACGUUUUGUGUCUAAGGUGAUUUCAUACCAGAAAAACUGGCAACAAAGCGCAGCAAUCGAUGAGGACGCGGACCCUGCCGAGCAAGAGGAUGCAGCAGAGUCACAUGAUCGUCGCAUUUUGAAGACUUGUUGGCAUCGAGACAUCACUGCUGCGAAGCUGAUCUUAUACAAAGGCCACUGUCACCUCUUCGGAAUUCAGCUGCACUUCAUGUUCACAAUUGAACGAAUCAGAUAGAAUAAGAAAUAAGAAAUGUCAAUUAGAAUAGAAUUUUUUCAAACAACAUUUUUGUAAUAGCGUAUUACAUACUGCUGGAGUCGACUUUGUGACCCAGAACUUGAAAUGAGUCAGAAGAGCGUAUAUAUGUGUUGAUCGUUCCAUGUCUAGUGGACUUUACGUGCUAUAUGCGUUAUUUCCCAUACACUCAUUGAGAGAUUGAGCACGGGGGGUUGAUAUCAUUAAAUGGGUGUCUGUUUAGUUUAAAGAGGAAACUUCCUGCACUGUUUGAUGACAAUAACACAUACACAGCAAUUGAUAGUCAGACUUUACAACAGUUUUUUGUUUCGGGAAGUGUGAAUAGCAAUCGAUGUGUUGUGUUAAUGCCAUCAAUGUACGCAGAAUUUGGUGCUCUUUAUAUCAAAAAUAGGCACUUUUCAUUUGACUGAUAUCAAAAACACCCUAGUGAAAUGAAAAUAGAACAGAACAGAAUAAAGAAACGAGUGGACAUUUCGCUGGUAGCUGGCAAAAAGGCUAACGAUCAACAGUGGCAUAACGCGUUAAAAAUAUUCACGAUGCUUUGCAUAGUUCGAGGGCUGUAGACAUUUAGCAAACGAACGAAGAAGAAUAUGAGAGGAGAAGAAGAAAAAAAGAAAUCCACACGAACAUCAUCAAACAAUAUCCAGAAAAGAAAAGUGACUUGAAUGUGAAAAGUUUUGCGCGCACUUUUCCUUCUUAGCUGCCAUCAAAUUAAUUAAACUUUACGUCAACGAGAGAGCAGGCCAACCGACCAAUACCAAGCCAGUUUAAUCAGAGAAAACUGGCUGGCACAUCAGAAAAUAAGCAUAUAGAAAAACAUUAAAAUCAAAUUUUGCUCUCGCUCUCUCUCUCUCUUUUCCUCUCUCUCUCUCUUCGCCCCCCCCCCCCCCCCCUCUCUCUCUCUCUCUCUCUCUCUCUCUCGGCCGAUCCGUUCAAAAAGCACCAUCGAAAAAAGAUAAAUAUUUGCUUGAGCAACGAACGUUGGUUGUGAACAAACGGAGGGCAAUGCAUUGCACUGGACACAUUGUGCACAAGAAGUGAAACGAUUUAGGAGGAACAGAAAAGCAGACAGCAACAUUUCAAAGCAAUUUCAUAAACACUGACGGCUUACCAGCCUCGGCUUUGAACAUGCUAAAGUUUCGCACAAAAACCAAACCACCACAAAGAAAUCUCACGACCGCCAUCCCCGUUGCCGCUGCCGCUGCCGCUGCAGCUAUGGUCAGUAUCAGCAAACACUUUUACACGCCGCUAAUUUUCACUUUGUUACUAAUUCCUGAACACAGUGUUAUGAUAAGUUUGCAAAGAUGCCAACUAUUUGCACAAACACCAGAAAAGCAAGGGGUUGUGUAAAAUACAAAACUUUGCGGUCCAAAGGCAGCUCUGUUCAGGAGCAGCUCCAUAAAUAAAUUUGAAUAAAAUAUCAGGUGAAUGUGCGUUGAUUUGGAUAGGAACAAGAUAACGGCUAAUACGAAAUACAUACCAUACGUUAUGACUUAUUACAACUCUGAGAAAUAAUUAAUGAAAAAUUAUUAUUCAGCAGCACAUGUGUAUCAUAGAACAUAUUUUCAAGCUUUGAUUCUCUCGGUUACUCCCCUUUCGCAACAUUGCACAGAAUCGACCAUGCUUAUUUCAACCCAUUCAAAGCCGUGAUAUCUUUUUUCAAUUUUUCCCUGCAAAAUUCUAAAAAUUUGGCUUAAAUGCAAACAGAAUAUAAAAAAAUCGAUUCAAUUUUAAGUCUUUGAUAAAGUUGAGCAUGCAUACUUUUAAAUUAUGGUGCGACCGAUUGAAAGUUCAUAAGAUUUUCCGUAGAAAACCUUGAUUUUGUCACGACGUAUUUUUUCAAUACAAACAUAAGAAAAACCAAGCAAAUGUUUUUUGUUUUCAAUGUUAAUUUUUAGAUCAAAAGAUAUGUAUCUGUACAUGCUUAGCUUCAAAACUUCAUUCCGAAAUAAAAUAAUAAUCGAGUUGUUUGAAAAUUUUCCGAUUCAUUCCGUGUGUUGACCCCCUAAAUUUUUUUUCCGAAAUGGUAAAUGCCCUUUUUCAUAUUGUACCGAACCAAAUGAUAUAAAUUAUAUAUUUUAUGAUAGGUUCAACUUUUUUCUGUCACAAGUCAUUAGACAAGAAACGAAAUAAAAAUUAAGCAAUUUACGUGUUCUUACAGAACAUAUUUAAAAA